AUGAGCUGGCAGUCUAACGCUCAAGGCAAAAGAGCGAGUCUUAUCGAGCUGAUUCCGCUGAAAUGGCGAAUUCCAACUUCCGACAUCCCAUCCGUCACCAGACUUCGCGACUUUGGUGAAUACAUAUGUCGGUUCCUUGAUCGUCGGGAGCUGGAAAUCACCAAUGCACCCAGCAGUAGGAUUUUGGCCAACAUCCGAUCUGGAGAAUGGACAUCCGUGGAUGUCACCAGAGCUUUCUGUCAUCGCGCAUCAGUCGCGCACCAGCUGACCAAUUGCUUAUCGGAAAUCUGCUUUGUGGCCGCAGAGCAACGGGCAAAAGCGCUGGAUGAGUCUUUUCUUCGGACUGGCCAGACGGUAGGACCACUACAUGGACUUCCAGUCAGUCUGAAAGACAGGUUCAAUAUCGACGGACUCGAGUCCGCUUGCGGCUAUGUGAGCUGGCUUGGGAAAGAAAAAAGUGAAAAUGACGAGGGCAUAUUAGUCAAGCGAUUACGUCGCAUGGGCGCUGUCUUUUUCGUUAAAACCAACGUACCGAUGAGUAUGCUGUUGCCAGGUUUGCCAGUCAAUGGAAGCGUAGUUGGUCCUAUGGCAGGUGAUUUACCGACAAUAGAAAUGGCUAUGAAGGUAGUGCUCGAUACUUUCCCUUGGCAAGAUGAUUGUGAUGUUUUAGAGAUGCCUUGGAGAGAAGAAAAGCUUCAAAACAUUCGGAGUCGGACGGCUCGACACCGCGAGAGAGAUGGAAAGCUUGUCUUUGCCGUCAUGAGUUGUGAUGGAAACGUACAAGUACAUCCGCCGGUGCAGCGAGCUAUGGCGCUCGUCACGAAAGCUCUUUUGCAACGCGGCUAUGAGGUUAUCGAAUGGCAGCCGCCACCGCAUCAUGACGCAGUUCAGACUCUAGUAAGGCAGCACACAGCAGACUCAACUCAGGGCUGGUUCCAAAUACUCGGAAGUACAGCAGGGAAGGAGGUUCGCAACGCUAUAGACGCAAGCGGGGAACCUCCUGUCCAUCAAUUACAGACCUGGUACGACAACGAUAACGUGGAACCUUCGUCCAGUGCAGAAUUUUGGGAUCUUUGUAAUCAACGAGACCAGUAUCGCUCGGAAUACAACCAAUAUUGGACAUCAACGCGAGAAAAAAACGUUGCCAAAAGACAAGUGGACGGUGUCAUCAUGCCUGUGGCUCCAACGGCGGCGGUAGAAGAGGGGUGCUUUGAUUACUACGCCUACUCCGGCAUUGUCAACCUUCUCGAUUACACUUCCGGCAGCUUUCCCGUCACCUUUGCCGAUCGUUCUAUCGAUGUCGAGACACCUGACCACGUUCCCUUGAAUCCGACCGACCGUGCAGUAUGGCGCACAUAUCAGAAAGACUUGUUUGACGGAGCCCCUGUUGGUCUACAGGUCAUGGGCAAACGCUUCGAGGAAGAAAAGGUCUUGGGCCUGAUGGAGGCGCUGACUGCCGCGUUGCAGGAUUUCUCGGUUGGUCAGAUAGGCGAGCCAAGCAGCCCCUUUUGA
This is a messenger RNA of Letharia lupina, 1512 nucleotides long. RefSeq lists its product as uncharacterized. NCBI's taxonomy places the organism in Eukaryota, Fungi, Ascomycota, Lecanoromycetes, Lecanorales, Parmeliaceae. The transcript is spliced from 7 exons. The coding region runs from base 1 to 1512 and encodes 503 amino acids. The record is from RefSeq and is a predicted model, not a curated record.